Molecule: messenger RNA, 1103 nt
Organism: Caenorhabditis auriculariae
Lineage: Eukaryota; Metazoa; Nematoda; Chromadorea; Rhabditida; Rhabditidae
Source: the annotation of a GenBank genome assembly
AUGGACAGCUUGCAUUGGUGCCGUUUCUUCAAACGUCGCUUGGAAUCUUUUUUCUCAAAUGUGAGUUUUAAAAAAAAAUUGGAAAAAAAUCAGUUGACUAAUUUUUUUUUCAGGUUCUGAUGGAAAAAGAAGGACCGCUGGGAACGCUCAUUCACUACUUCUGGCGUCUGGAGUACCAGCAAAGAGGAACUCAGCAUGUCCACUGCUUGUUUUGGGCCUUGGAGAAACCAAAAGAAGACGCGGCUCCACAAGAAGUGGCUGAUUUCCUCGACAAACACUUGACGACAUGCCGGAUCCAGAAACUGAACCAGAGUUCGCCACGACGUGAUCAGCAAGCACCAAGAAAGAGAAACAAAAUUUGAACGAAACUUUUUUUAUUUUAAAACUUUGAACCUCAAGAAAAGAUAAGAAUUUAGUUUAAAUUAUGAAAAUUUUAAAUUUAUUUUUUGAAGGUUCAUUGGCCGAAACAUUCGAAGACUUGUUUGAGAGUGAAAAAGACGUGACAGAAAACUAAACAUGCAGGUUUUGAAAAAAAAGUGAGAGGAAAAAAAAUGAAAAAAUUAGGUUUGGCUUUCUGAGACCCGUGAUGGCCAAAACCACGAUUCUCGGCUUCUCAGAGGAGCUGCCCGGUUUGGGGUCCCGCAAAACAAUUAUUUGGAGAAGGAAAGAGGACAUUAGUUUGAGAAUUUCAAAAAAAAAAAAAAAAUAGUUUUUUCAUUUUUUUUCAAUGUAUUCUUUCGAGCAAGAAUAAAAUUGGUUCAGGAAGUCCAAAGGAGUCAGUCUAUGGGACAUGUUCAAGUUGACGACCUCGAUAACGAAGAUGUUCAAAAGCAAGCUGGACCUUUUCGCCAAAAGGUAUCAAAAUCAUUUAAAAAGAGCAAAGCAAAAAAUUCGGGAGACGGAAUGUUGAGAUAAUGGACGUUCUUCUGUCGCACGAACUGUUUGGAUUUGACACCGGCCAUGUCUUUCUGAACACCAACGAAGACGCGAAAGGAAUCGACAACCUGUUCAGCGAAGGAAGCGAAAAGGAGGCGACGGACCAGCAUACGUUGAUAAUAUCAUUGAUACGUAUUAUCCGGAAGGCCAAAAGAGCUGGAGGCUAG